Cladocopium goreaui is the source of this 150-nucleotide messenger RNA. NCBI's taxonomy places the organism in Eukaryota, Dinophyceae, Suessiales, Symbiodiniaceae. The record is from the annotation of a GenBank genome assembly.
AUGUUUGUAGAAGACGGCGCCAAGAACUCACAUAGCGAGAUCUCCUGGAUUGAUGAUCAAUCCGCAGAGCAGAAGGCGAUGAAAGUCUGCGUUUGCCCUGAGAAAUUUGCUUUGUUGGCUCACCUUUGUCAGUAUGCAGCAGUUGCUUGA